AUGAAAAACGAGGCGACGGGGCAGCAGAUUCAAGUGAUGCACACAGCGUGCACUACGCUGCAUCCAAGUGUAACGCUAAGCUGUCGCUAUGCCGGAGACUUUGUGGAUCUACAGUGGAAAGUGGCAACUUUAUCAGCAAAGAUCGAGAUGGAAAAAGGGGCUGCGAGGAAGGAGACAAGGUCAUCUACUGCUUCGACGUCUCACGCGUGUUGUAGAGAGGGCAUUGUGAUGGUCAUCUACCCGAAGCUGUUGGUGAGUGCUUACGCCUCGAUCCGUGCCAUUCGUGCGCUAAAUUGCACACUGCCGGUGGAGUUAUGGUACGUUGAGUCCGAAAUGGUCAGCAUUCGUGGCACUUCACUACUGGACGGCGUCCCGCAAACGCUGCGACAAGAGUAUGGUCCUAUAAGUCUGCAGCCCAUUGCUGACGCGAGAGUAGCAGACUUUAACUCAAAGGUGUACGCGGUCAUACAUUCCAAAUUCGAGUAUGUGCUCUACCUCGAUGCUGAUAAUGUUCCGGUCAAGGAUCCCAGUUGUUUGUUCAGAUCGCGAGAGUUUCUGCAGAUGGGCGCCAUCUUCUGGCCAGACUUUUGGCAUCCUGCUCACACUAUAUUUCGAAUCGACGAAGGUUCCAUGCUAUGGGAACUUCUGGACAUGCCAUACAUCGACAUGUUUGAGCAGGAAAGUGGCCAGUUCGCGAUCGACAAGACUCGGAGCUCAGCAGCAUUGCGCAUGCUGUCUCUUUUAGCUUUCCACGAACCCAAUCUUUUCUCGAGGUACAAAUUAGUGCACGGGGACAAAGACUUGUUCCGUCUUGCAUGGCUAAAGACCGGGACGCCAUUCCACAUGGUGUCCAAUCCACCCAGUAUUGCUGGUACAGUGAGAGAAACGAAAUUCUGUGGCAUGACGAUGGUGCAGUUUGAUACGGAUGGAGAAGUGCUGUUUCUACACCGCAAUAGCAAGAAGCUGACCGGAGGCCUCGACGUAGACCGUAAUCCUGACAAGCUCAUAUGGACACAUUUGCAGCACUUCCGGUAUCGUGCUGCUUCACCACACGAUCUGGUCGAAGCAGCGUUCGUGGUUUCAAAGCCAAUUCGACUACCAAAUGACCAGACUGGCAGCGCGCAUGUGUCAGCAGACAAUCUGAAUAUACCGUACGAUGUGCUGCGAAAGAUGUAUACAGUAAGCAUAUUCGCCGGUGCGCCCGAGUUCGCGGACACCCAAUGGUGCUAUGGUCAGUCGACGCUCACGACAACAUGGUGCGAGCUUAUAGCAUGGCAAGACACGAUGUUCCCUGAGGUGGAAAACGGCUUAUUGCACUAUGCGAGUGAGGCCGUGGCGCUGCUACCAGCGUCUGCGAUCGAGUUGAUCGUGCAGAGCAAUUGA
Hyaloperonospora brassicae is the source of this 1383-nucleotide messenger RNA. NCBI's taxonomy places the organism in Eukaryota, Oomycota, Peronosporomycetes, Peronosporales, Peronosporaceae. The record is from the annotation of a GenBank genome assembly.